This is a messenger RNA of Trichosporon asahii var. asahii CBS 2479, 534 nucleotides long. RefSeq lists its product as uncharacterized. The transcript is spliced from 5 exons. NCBI's taxonomy places the organism in Eukaryota, Fungi, Basidiomycota, Tremellomycetes, Trichosporonales, Trichosporonaceae. The coding region runs from base 1 to 534 and encodes 177 amino acids. The record is from RefSeq and is a predicted model, not a curated record.
AUGCCGCCCCGAGGCGUUAGCAGAGAAGAGAAGCGGAAGCGACUCCAGCAAAGCGUGAAGGAGAUCCUAGACGAGCUGGUCUCAGACCACCUCGUGUGCUUCGACAAGAUACUACUGGUCUUUCCCCAGCGCCGUGGGUGCUACUCGAAGCUGGCAAAACUUGAAGCAGAGGAAGAGACGCUGGAUGUCAAGCUGACCGCCGCCCGAGAGGGGGUGGCGAGUGCGCGUGCGCAGCGGGAGGACACUGCCGAGCGCCGCGCCCUCCUUGCCCAACUCGAGGCAGCGCAAGCCGAGUCCGCCAAGCUGCAGGAACAGGUCAAGGCGGCCGGCGACGGGGACCCAGCCGCCUACGCGCGCAAACGCGCGGCUGUCGAUGUCGCUAAGACUGCGGCUGUGCGCUGGACUGGUGAGCUAUGCAAUAGCGACAGCAAGCUGACGGCAGACAACACGGUCGCCAUCAUGGGUUACUGCAAGAGCAUGGGGACUGAUGAGGCUGAGCUGCGCCAGUUCCUUGAGAUUGGUAGGCUGCCCUAA